This is a messenger RNA of Gaeumannomyces tritici R3-111a-1, 615 nucleotides long. RefSeq lists its product as hypothetical. Lineage: Eukaryota; Fungi; Ascomycota; Sordariomycetes; Magnaporthales; Magnaporthaceae. The coding region runs from base 259 to 615 and encodes 118 amino acids. The record is from RefSeq and is a predicted model, not a curated record. The transcript is spliced from 2 exons.
UUCCUCCAGUUUCCCUCGUGCCCGUGGGGUCUGCCCAAUGAAAGUCGGUCAACCGGUCUGGGGGCAAGGGUCGCUGCAGUGGAUGACGUGCAUCCGUGCUAGCGAUGGCGCCGUUAGGUCGGCGCUAGGUAUGGAAAAGGGAGACCAGGAUUAGGGGAACGGGGGGAGGGCUGGCCUGACCGUUGAGAAGCGCCGUGAUUGACGGCCGCUGGUCUGGCCGCGGGCACAUUCUCUUCCUAGGUGCCCGUUUGAACAGAAAUGAAGGCCACCCUUUUUUUUCUUCUUCUAGCGGGUAUAACUGUCGGCCUGACCACACAGACACACCUACGUGCUUGUGUAGGAGCAUGCAGGCCACUUGCCGACAUAUGCUUUAUCCGCAGAUGGGCACAGGCAGGUCAGGUAGGGAUCUUCAAGUCCCAGCUGUUGUGCGUUUGGCCGCAUUUGCGGAGUUCUCUUGGCCGGAGUCUGGGAAGAAGCGCCGGCCAACCAAAGGCCGCCACUCGGGCUGAUGGAGCAACGCUCUUUGAGACGGACGCACAGAUCGAUGCAUGCAGUUCAUGGCACGGCGCAAUAUGUAGGGUGUGCAAAUGCUUGCAUACAUGUACUUGUUCAUGA